Messenger RNA from Haplochromis burtoni (Burton's mouthbrooder), 2825 nucleotides. It is a transcript of the gene gnb5b, whose product is annotated as guanine nucleotide binding protein (G protein), beta 5b. Gene Ontology annotation, biological process: G protein-coupled receptor signaling pathway; G protein-coupled dopamine receptor signaling pathway. NCBI's taxonomy places the organism in Eukaryota, Metazoa, Chordata, Actinopteri, Cichliformes, Cichlidae. Gene Ontology annotation, molecular function: signaling receptor complex adaptor activity; protein binding. The coding region runs from base 1139 to 2326 and encodes 395 amino acids. The transcript is spliced from 13 exons. Gene Ontology annotation, cellular component: heterotrimeric G-protein complex; cytoplasm. The record is from RefSeq and is a predicted model, not a curated record.
UUUUGGGGGGUGAAGCAGUCUGAUUUCUGAGGUAAAGCACAAAACCUGAAAAUUGGAAGGUUUACACACAGUUUCCCUGAUUUCAUUUAGAUGUCAUUGCCUUUAAUCUGUUGAGGGUACCGGUACUGUACUUUCUGAGCUUUUGAUGAACAAAAAUGUUUAUUAUGCUUAAACUCAAAUCAAUAUUUUGCUGAACAGCAGAUUUCAUUAGUUACACCUCGCUAGUACCCACUUGGCUUGGUGUUAAUUCUCUGUGGCACCGAUUCAACAAGCUGCUGAAAACGUUCCUCAGAGUUUGUUUGAUAUUGACAUGAUGGCAUCACAUCAUCACACACAAUUUACUGCAGAUGUCAGCUGACCCGUGGUGCAAAUCGGUUCCCAAAAAGUGCUCUACUGGACUGAGAUCUUGUGACUUUGGCGCUCAUUUGAGUACACUGAACUCCCUGUCACAGUCUAAAAACACUUUUAAAUGAUUUGAGCUUCAUGACACGGUGAGUCAACCUUCUGGAAGCAGUCAUCAGAAGGUGUGUUUUCACUCUGAAAUAAGUGAUCAGACUGUGGGUUUAAAUGAUGGCCAACUGAUACCAGCUGAUACUGAGGGCCCCUUCUGCUUCAAAGUUCAACACAUUGAACAUUCAGACGUGCUCUUCUGCAUACCUUAGUUGUAACAUGUGGUUGUUUGAGUUACUGUUGCCUUCCUAUCAGCUGGAAGCACUCCAGCUAUUGUCCUCUGACAUUAAUGAGACAUUUUCACCCACAGAAGUGCUGCUCACUGAAAUAUUUUCACUUUUUCUGUAAAACCCUCUGCAAAUCCGGUUGUGCUUAUAACUGGUAAAUUGGUGCCAUAAAGUAAUUGUGCAGCUGGUGGUGAUCCAAAAGACUAAUGCACUGGGGUUACACAGUAAAAGUAACCUCCCAGGCCUUACAGGUAAUGCUGCAGGAGUGUAUAAAGCAUGGUGGUAAAAGCAGAGCAGAGUUGGGGCUUAAAUGCUUCACUAAGAAGCUUACCAUUCCCUCUCUGUCCCUCACUGACAAUCCUCUUCACUAGAAAACAUCCACUUAGAUCUCCAGAGACAAGCAGCUGCUCUACAGAGGGGGAAAAGUAUUUUGUAAGGUGUGCUGGUGAUCCUCUGCAGCCAUGUGUGACCAGACUUUCGUGGCGGCCACUUUUGGCCCCUGCGACAGCUGCAGUAAACCGAGUCCUCUGAUGAACAUCUACAUUAAGAACGAGGCCACCAACUACUGCUCCCUCUGUGUGGAAAUGAUGGCUUGUCAGGGGCUCCAAAAAGGGGAAACCCUGGAGUCACUGAAGAGGGAGAGCGAGACUCUGAAGAAGAAGCUGGAGGAGGAGCGAAACAAGCUGAACGACGUGGAGUUGCACCAGGUGGCAGAGAAGGUUGAAGUGUUGAGUGCUCUCUCCAUAAAGACCAGACGUGUACUGAAGGGUCACGGGAACAAGGUGCUGUGUAUGGACUGGUGCAAAGACAAGCGACGCAUGGUCAGCUCAUCACAGGACGGAAAAGUGAUCGUCUGGGAUGCAUUCACUCUUAAUAAGGAGCAUGGAGUUCCCCUGCCGUGCACGUGGGUGCUGGCGUGUGCUUAUGCCCCCUCGGGCUGUGCUAUAGCAUGCGGUGGCCUGGAUAACAAGUGCUCAGUCAUCCCGUUGUCUCUGGACAAAAAUGAGAACUUGGCUGCGAAGAAGAAGUCGGUUGCUAUGCACACCAACUAUGUGUCAGGCUGCUCCUUCACCAACUCUGACAUGCAGCUCCUGACCUCCAGUGGCGAUGGCACAUGUGCAUUGUGGGAUGUGGAGAGCGGGCAGCUGCUGCAGAGUUUCCACGGUCACACAGCUGAUGUCCUGUCCCUGGACCUCGCCCCAUCUGAGACUGGAAACACUUUUGUCUCUGGGGGCUGUGAUAUGAAGGCCAAUGUGUGGGACAUGCGCUCUGGACAGAACAUUCAAUCUUUCGAGAGCCACGAGUCUGACAUCAACUGCGUGAAGUACUACCCCAGUGGAGAUGCAUUUGCAUCUGCCUCUGAUGAUGCGACGUGCCGUUUCUAUGACUUGAGAGCUGACCGUGAAGUGGCAGUCUACCAGAAGGACAGCAUCAUAUUUGGCGCUUCCACCUGUGACUUCUCUCUGAGCGGCCGUCUGCUCUUCGCUGGUUAUAAUGACUACGCUAUCAAUGUAUGGGAUGUUUUGAAGGGGACUCGUGCCACCAUAUUGUUUGGUCACGAGAACCGUGUUAGCAGAGUGAGAGUGUCACCUGAUGGCACAGCGCUCUGUUCAGCUUCCUGGGAUAGCACUUUACGGGUUUGGGCCUAGAGUUUUUAUCGUGGUAGUUUCCAACAAAGGUAUCUACAUUUGGUGGCCAAUAAUCCCAAAGCCCAGCCUGAAAUAUUAGCACUACUUCAGGUGUGUAUUGAAGAAACCUUCAGUCAGCCAAGCCCUCAGAUGUCUCUGAAUGAAAAUAUUCAAUAAUAUCUAUAAAGUGGAUAUUUGUUUAAGCAGAUGUUGGUAUUCCCAGUCUUUGUUAUUGUUACCCUGAUGACUGAUGCUAAAUAAAUAUGUUAUUUUUUAACAUAGUGUGAAAUAUGUAUUCCUGUAAAGAGCCAAAUAACCUUUAGAAAUCAUCUGCAUGAUCAAACUUGUGUGUCAUACUGCAAACAAUAUUACCGAUUGUCAUGUAAAUAAUGCCCACUGUCACUUUUCUUAAGAAGCUGUAGUUGCACAUGCUGUUAAAUGUGUUGUGUAUAUUGUCUCUACUUUUUUGGUAUUUUGCUGUAGCUGAUGUCAUGAUUAAACACAAGAAAAGAAAUUUGAA